AUGGAUUUAGUCGUUACCAAUAAUGGCACUGACAAUAUAGCUCUACUUGUCGGGCAUGGCAACGGUACUUUUGCAACCCCAAAACUGUAUUCAACUGAAUCUUCUUCAUCAAUCUCCAUUGCUAUAGGUGAUUUAAACAGCGACAAUCGUUCAGACAUUGCCUUCAUCAACAAUGAUACGAGCACCAUAGGCAUCAUGCUUGGUUAUGAUGAAUUUUUUCCUAUUCAAAUGACAUAUGCAACUGACACUUUACCGUACUCAGUAGCUGUUGGUGAUUUUAACCAUGACACCCGAUUAGAUAUUGUAGUUGCUAAUAGGAAGAGCAACACUGUAGGUGUACUUUUGGGAUAUGGAAAUGGUUCUUUUGCUGAUCAGAUGACAUAUUCAACUGACUCUUGGCCAUUCUCUGUAGCUGUUGGUGACUUUAACAACGACAACCAUCUGGAUAUCGUCGUCGCCAAUUUACAUGGCAAUACUGUAAGCAUCCUUCUCGGAUAUGGCGAUGGCUUCUUUGCAAAUCAGACGACAUUUUCAACUGGCCCGCAGUCAGCCUCUGUAGCUGUUGGUAAUUUUAACAGCGACACCCAUCUGGAUAUCGUCGUCGCUAAUGCUGGUGACAAUACUGUCAGUGUACUUCUCGGAUACGGUGAUGGCUCUUUUGCAAAUCAAACAACAUAUUCAACUGGCUCUCAACCAUUGUCUGUAGCUGUUGGUGAUUUUAACAACGAUACCCAACUGGAUAUCGUCGUUGCUAAUUUUGAUGGCAACACUGUAAGUGUACUUCUAAGAUAUAGCAAUGGCUCUUUUGCAAAUCAAACGACAUAUUCAACUGGCUCUUACCCAAUUGCUGUAGCUGUUGGUGAUUUUAGUAAUGACAACCAACUGGAUAUCGUCGUUGCUAAUCGGGAUGACAACACUGUAAGUGUCCUUCUUGGAUAUGGCAAUGGAUCUUUUACAAAUCAAACGAAAUAUACAAUUGGCUCUUACUUACUAUCGGUAGCUGUUGGUGAUUUUAACAAUGACACCCAACUGGAUAUCGUCGUUGCUAAUUUUGGUGGCAACAAUGUAAGUAUCCUUCUUGGAUAUGGCAAUGGCUCUUUUGCAAAUCAAAAAACCUAUUCAACUGGCUCUGCGCCACAGUCUGUAGCUAUUGGUGAUUUUAAUAACGACAACCGACCGGAUAUUGUCGUCGCUAAUUUUAAUGACGACACUGUAGGUGUACUACUUCGGUAUGACAGGGGAGCUCUGAAAAACAAAAUCACAUUUGCAUCUGCCAAUGGUUCCCGUUUACAAAGCUUUGCUGUUUUUGAUUUCAAUAACGAUAGCCUACUAGAUAUCGCUGUUGUCAAUUAUGGUACUAAUAACAUAGGUAUUCUUCUUGGACAUGGGACUGGCACUUUUGAAAACCAAAUGAUGUUUUCAACGGGCUUAAAUUCUCAUCCUUACUCAAUGGCUAUCCAUGAUUUCAAUAAAGACGGUCAAGCGGAUAUAGCUGUGGCCAAUUAUGGUACUAAAAAUCUUGUUACAUUUAUGGGAAGUGGGAAUGGAACAUUUGAAAAUCAAGGACGUUACGGUAUAAAUUUUGAUUUUGCACCACUGAUGAUUGGUGCUGGUAGUUUCAACAAAGAUGGGCGUUCAGAAAUUUUCGUUACAUAUGAUGGCAUCGAUUAUGUAGAUGUACUGGUUACAUACGACAUCGGAUCUUUCAGUCAUGACAUUAAAUAUUCCACUGGCUACUGGCCCCGAUCUGUAACUCUUGACGAUUUUAAUAACGACACACAUUUGGACAUCGUCACCGCCAAUCGGUACCACAACACUGUAAGUAUCCUUCUUGGAUUCGGUAAUGGCUCUUUUGCAAAUCAAACGACAUAUUCAACUGGCUCUAACCCAUGGUCUCUAGCUGUAGGGGAUUUUAAUCACGACACCCAUCUGGAUAUCGUCGUUACUAAUUUUGGUGGCAAUACUGUAAGUGUUCUUCUCGGAUAUGGCAAUGGCUCUUUUGCAAAUCAAACGACAUAUUCAACUGGCUCUAACCCAAAGUCUGUAGCUCUUGGCGAUUUUAACAACGACACCAAUCUGGAUAUCGUCGUCGCUAAUUGGGGUGACAACACUGUAAGCAUCCUUCUUGGCUAUGGCGAUGGCUCGUUUACAAGUCAAACGAAAUAUUCAACAGAGUACAAACCAUGGCCUGUAACUGUUGGUGAUUUUAAUAACGAUACUCGAUUGGAUAUCGUCGUCGCUAAUUUUGGUGACAAUACUAUAAGCAUCCUUCUCGGAUAUGGCGAUGGAUCUUUUGCAAAUCAAAUGACAUAUUCAACUGGUGCCGCGCCAGGGUCUGUAACUAUAGGUAAUUUUAACAACGACACCCAUCUGGAUCUCGUCGUCGCUAAUUAUGCUGACAAUACUAUAAGUGUACUUAUCGGAUAUGGCAAUGGUUCUUUCACGAAUCAAACGAUAUAUUCAGCUGGCUUUGGACCAAGCUCUGUAGCUGUUGGUGAUUUUAACAACGACAUCCGAUUGGAUAUCAUCGUCACUAAUUGGAAUGACAACACUAUGAGUAUCCUUCUUGGAUAUGGCAAUGGUGUUUUUGCAAAUCAAAUGACCUAUUCAACUGACCUUACUCCUUCAUUUGUAGCUGUUGGUGAUUUUAAUAAUGACACCCGACUAGAUAUCGUCGUCUCCAAUGGUAAUGGAAAAAGUGUCAGUGUAUAUCUGGGAUACUACAAUGAAGGUUUCUUCAGGCAAAUGAGACUCAUAACUGGAAAUGGAUCUCGCCCUAAGUCAUUCGCCAUUGGAGAUUUUAACAAUGACAGUCAAAUGGAUAUAGCAGUGGCGAAUUCAGGCACUAACAACGUUGGUAUUUUUCUGAGAUAUGGAAAUGGUUCUUUCACUAAUCAAACGACAUACUCAACUGGUUCUAACCCAUUCUCGGUAGCUGUUGGUGAUUUCAACAACGAUACCAUACUUGAUAUUGUCGUCGCGAAUCUUGGCAGUGACAAUGUUGGUGUAUUUCUUGGACGGGGCAAUGAAAUAUCAAGUGAAGCUAUGACAAUACGUCUAAAUUUGGCAAAUAAUCUCGUCAAAUGUAUAGCAUAG
Messenger RNA from Rotaria sp. Silwood1, 3096 nucleotides. NCBI's taxonomy places the organism in Eukaryota, Metazoa, Rotifera, Eurotatoria, Philodinida, Philodinidae. The record is from the annotation of a GenBank genome assembly.